UAGUAGUGGUGGUGCUGGUGGUGGUGGUGGUGGUGGUGUGAAAGACGAACAGAUGAGGUGUGCGAUUGUGGGCAAUGUUUUGUUUACGUUUCACCUCGUAUGAUUAACGCGAAGCGCACAUUGCCAAACACUCUGCCCAUCUGCUCUAUGUUCCCUGUCCCCUUCAUCACGACCUCAAAAACGCGAACGAACAAGAACGAACGACAGAACGAGAGUGAGCCUGUGUGUGUGCGACGGGCUUUUCAUCGCAGCAGUCUCAGCUGAGCGACGGCAACAGUGGGAAAGCAGAAGUAGAAGAACAUCGCCGAGCGCAGUAGCAACAGCCAGCAGCAGCAGCAGCAGCAGCAGCAGCAGCAGCAAGCAGGCAGGUCGUGUCUUUCCCGAUGCAGUGGCACUGUCUUUGGCCGAGCAUAUCGACGGCGACGGGUGUUGGCCACCUUUAAAAGGGACAGCGCGUCCCGAAUGCGGUUGCAUUAAAUUCACUGCUAGUGCAAAGCCAGCCCACCACAGAGCGGGUGGGUGAAAAAGGAUGAGCAGCAGCAGCAGCAGCAGCGACUAAAUUGUUUUCGUGCCGUGGUUGUGUUUUGUUGGCAAAAUAGAGAGCGCAAAGCAAAAAAAGGAAACGGAGCAGAGGAGCAACGAUGACGACGGCAAUGAUGAUGGUGGAUAACUUUGAGUGUGCUGGAUACACGUUCUACUCCAAGUUCGAUUCAGGCAACCUGGGAAAGGUCGAGCUGGUGCGAUGCUGUGAAGGACUCGGAAUCGUGGGCAACACGGUAUCGAGUGGGACGUCUGGUGUUCCCGUUAUCGGUUCGGGGAGCAGUGCCAUCGGGCCGGGCAGUACGAGCGCUUCCGCCAUAGUAGCAGCCACGCUGGGGAUUGGCUUGCAUCAGCAACACCAUGGACUGCUUUCGUCGGUGUCCGGAAGUGGCAGCGCUGCCGCAACGCCCGGUGCCAACGGCGGCGGGUCCCUCGGGAUGCCCAUUCCCUCGCCCACACCGCACGCGACGGAGAAUCCGCUGGUGGAGGUGGAGUUCAAUCUGUGGACCCGCCCGGACUGUGCCGGCACGCCGUACGAGAAUCAGAACCGGACCUGGUUCCAUUUCGCGGUGACGGGCGGACGGCCCAACCAAAUCGUAAAGUUUAAUGUGAUGAAUCUAAACAAGCAGGCGAAACUGUUCAGCCAGGGCAUGCACCCGGUCACGAAGGUGGGCCCGAACGGGCGCUGGGAACGGAUCAAAGAUAAGCCAUCGUAUUCGAUUACGAACGAUGUGUUCUUCAUCUCCUUCCUGCACAAGGUGCCAGAGGUGGGCGGCGACACGACGCGGAUCUAUUACGCGUUUACGUUUCCCUUCACCUACACCGAGCUGAUGGACCAGCUGUCCACGUUCGAUCGCAAGUAUGGCCGCCAUCCGUUCGAGCUGCACAAGAUGGCGUACGACAUUUCGCAAAAGUACGACACGCUGCCCGCGGCUGCGGCGGAGGAAUCGAAAAACAUCUCCAACCUGGCACCGCACCGCCGGAAAGGGAAGCUGUCGAAGAUGGAGCGCGUCGACCGUACCAGCCCGGAAUCGUUCGACGAAACGGCACGCGACGGUGUCGGGGAAGGUUCGCCGCCGGGCAAGGAAGUGCUGGCGGAGGCGGCCAAAUCGCUGCAAACCGUGCUCGGGCCCGGCGGUGCCGGUGGGAUGGUAAUUGAUGAAAACACCUCUGAAUCGAUGCAGCAGAUUACAAACCUUGUGAACAAGGUGAAAAUAGAGUUACCGCAGGGUGGUGGUGGUGGUGAAAUGAAACAACCCGCACAACAAGCGUCCUCGUCGGCGUCCGCAACGAAAGCAAAGUUACCGUCGUUUCACCAUCAGCUCAACGUGGCAUCGUCGGCGGCGGCUGCCGCCAAUCCCUCCCCGGAGGACGAUCAGAAAGCGGACCCACGGGACGAGAUCUACUACUGCCGCGAGCUGCUGACGCACUCGAUCGAGCACCGCCGUAUCGAGCUGCUCACCAUCAGCUCCUUUCACGGGAUUCAGACGGCGCGCGAGACGCGCCUGCGCAAUCUGUUCCCGGACGAGGCGGCCCAGCGCUGCCAUACGUUUAGAGAGAAGAAGAUCGUGUUCAUCUCGUCCCGCGUGCAUCCGGGCGAAACGCCGGCCAGCUUCGUGCUGAACGGGUUUCUCAGCAUGCUGCUGGAUCGGAAGAGCAUCGUCUCGCAGACGCUUCGGCGGAUGUACGUGUUUAAGAUAAUUCCCUUCUUGAACCCGGACGGCGUGUACAACGGGCUGUACCGGUCGGAUACGCGCGGUCACAAUCUCAACCGGGUGUACAUUAGCCCCUGCCACGAGACGCAACCGGCAAUCUAUGCCGCCAGGAAGUUGAUUAGGUACUACCAUCUCGGUGUGGAUGAAGUUGAAUCGUACGAACUGGAGAAGGAAAAGGAGCACGCGCACGGGGAAGGAUCCAAGGAAGCGAUCGGUGUUGUCGAUCCCGAAAGUGCUACACCAGCCGGAGAAGGAUCCGCACCGGUGGAUACAUCGGGAGGCAAUGUGAAAAUGACACUGAAAAAAGAAUCGGAUUCAGUCGAACAGGACACACCGGCGGCGUCCGAUUCCGGGUUCAGCGAGGCAAGCUCCACCUCGUCCUCGCUGACGUCGAAGGUUGCAUCGAGCACCGCGCUGCCCACUCAAUCAUCCGCCGAUUCCACUGGCAGCCCGCCCGCAGCCGAUUCCACGCCGGCAGCCGUCGUGCAGCCGCAAUCGCUCGUUGCCGCUGCUACGACUGCGGCCCAAGUUUUCACCGAGAAACUCAUUCCUGAGCUAAAUCCGAUCGUUAGCGAAGGCACGGCCUCCACCGCAAGCGGCAACAGCAGCAACAACCUUGCACCCGCUACCUUCCGCGGUACUGCGGGCGGCCGAAGCGCUUCUAGCCUGAGCUUGAAAAAAUCAAUCCACUCGGUAACGGCCAAGGUCGACACGGGAAAGGGUGGCAUCGGCAAGAGCGCCCAUCACAAGCAGCACGUGCUGAACAAGCCACAGUUUCUCGGUGCGACCCCCGGCACGCUCAAGUUCAAGGAGUUUUUGGUACAUCCGCAUCACCAUCACCAUCACCAUCAUCACCAUCAUCACCACCAUCACUAUCUGGCGGGGGGAGGAGCAGCGGGUGGAGUAGCUGGCACGGGUGGUGCCAUGUCAGCGGGCGGAACCGCUCAAGGGCAGGUCGUCGCCACGCUGCACGGUGGCAAAAUGGCGCUGGGCGCGUUCAAAAAGGGCUCCGCAGGUGGCAAGCAGCAAGCUACGUCCUCCUCCACGACGUCGUCCUUGAUCGGUGUGGGUGGAGCUGGUCGAGCUUCCGGCAGUGGUGGAACUGUCCUUGGUGACGGUGGAACCACGGUGGGUGGUAAAAAUCGCCCCCAAACGCCUCAAACCAGCGCCGUGCCGUACAGCCAUUAUCGAUCGCACCGCAACGAGUACCUUAAUCCGGUGAUGGGCGGCGGUGGCGUUGGCGGUGUGCCGCGCAGCCUGAACAUUAGCCUGGACUUUCUGGCCCAGCUGGACGAGCGGCACGAUCGGGUGGUGUACGAGGACCGUAGCAAUCUGUUCAUGUACAUCGAUCUGCACGGGCACGCCUCGAAGAAGGGCGUGUUCAUGUACGGGAACCAUCUGCCGAGCACGGUCGAAGCGGUCGAGUGCAUGCUGCUGCCGCGGCUGAUGAGCCUCAACUCGCAGCACUUCCAUUUCGAUGCGUGCAAUUUCAGCGAGCGCAACAUGUAUUACAAGGGUAAGCGGGACGGUCUGUCGAAGGAAGGAUCGGGACGCGUGGCCGUGUACAAGAGCACCGGUUUGAUUAAGAGCUACACGCUGGAAUGCAACUACAACACUGGCAAGUGCGUCAACAUACUGCCACCCCGGGGCAAGGAGAUUGUGGCCAAAACGACCCACACACUUGUACCCCCGAAGUAUACGCCGGCCGUAUUCGAGGAGGUUGGGAAAGCCCUCGGACCAUCCAUUUUGGAUCUCACCAACUCGAACCCACUGUCCCGAUUGCCGAACUGCGAGUUUCGCACCCUUCAGGGGCUGCGCAACGCGCUGCGGAUCGAAAUCGAGCGCGGCUCGUCGAAGGCACGCGUCACCAAUAAGACCCAGAAGUCCCACACGAAGCGGCUGGCCAAUCAGCUGUCCUGCUCGAUAGACGUAGCGAAGGAAAACGCAAUCCAGUGGGAUCAUUCGCUCGGCGCACCGGUGGUCGGUGUGGCCGGCGGCGCAGGGCAGCAAACGGGUGUCCCCGGCCCGACCGUCACCGUCGCGAGCAAGAUGGUGGGUGAUCCGGAUGCGGCCACACUGUUACUAGCCGGUGGAGGGGGUGGCCCCAGUGGCACAUCCGGUACCGGUGCCGGAUCGACCCAGCACCCCCGGCAGGUGCUGAAAGCGAGCGGUUCAUCGGUGACGCUUAAAGCGACACACGUCGUCGGUGCCGGUGGAGCCGGUGGCAAGAUUUCCCGCAAGGUCGGUGCCUUCGGUAAGCCGAAAAAAUCAAAAGUCCUGUGCGAUGUGAGCGGCACCGGUGGUGGUGUUGGUGUCGGCGUGGGUGGUGGCGUUGUUGGGGCAGUUGGCGCCGGUGGUAAGAAACUCCAGGAGCUAAUGCUUCGCAGCACGAAGGAACAAGUGCCUCGCAAAAAGAUCAAAGUGUCGGCCCAGCAGGCCUCGGAGCUGUGCUUUAAGGGCGGCAUUGGGUCGGGCUCGCUGCCCAACUUCCUCACCGUGGUGCCGGGCACGCUGGCCGACCUUCCGGCACUGGGCGCGGGCAAGAAGGUGAAAUCGGAAAGCAAACUACUGGACGUGAACGAUAUGCAGUGUGACGAUAGCUUCGAUGCGGCCCCGUGCUGCUCGUACACCGGUGGUGGCACUGCGUCACCGGGCGCCACGAUCGUUACCACCACGCACGCUGGCAUCUCGAAGCUGAUCUCAACGUACACACAGGCAGCAAGCGAGCUGCACACGACGGUCGGCGGCACCACGGUCACAACGGAAGCGUUGAUUUGCAGUGGUGGUGGUGUUGGUGGUGUCGUUGGUGGUGGCAGCGUUGGUGUCGGUGAUGUGGUCACGGCUUCGUCUUCGAUGGGUCCUUCAAUGGAGAGUGUUGUUGUCGGUGGUGGUGGUGGUGGUAGCAUCGCUAGCGGGAGUGGCGGUAGCAGCAGUGGCGAAGGGAAGGUCGGCACCAAGUUUGGCAAGGGUACGCUCAAGCCAAAGCAAACCAAGCUGGCUAAAUCCACCAAAUCGGGGACCGAUGCCGGCGGGAAGAAGCUGCUAAAGAAGAAACGCUCCCUCAAGACGGACUCGAGCUUGAAGCGAAAGAAGACGCGUGUUAAGCCGGCCCUGACGUAGACGGAGCAACCGAACCGAGUAGGCGGCGUGUGUGGUCUGUGUGCAAUCAGUGAGAGAGAGAGAGAGAGAGCGAAUAGAAGUGUGUCUUCCCGUGUAAAAGAAGCAAAUAGGGCGAAUGGCAGAAAGAGAGAGAGCGAGAGAGAAGUUCUUUGAAGAAAAAGAGAUAUUUAUUUGAACGAAUCAGUAUAUAUUUUUUAUGCGCGUGUGUGUGUGCUUCCUCGCUCGACCACCGAACGCAGUUGAACGCAGCCACUGAAAGUGGAAAACGUAAAUUUAGUAUAUUUCUGUUUGUUUAUUUUUCCUUUCUUUCUUUCUCUAUCUUGUUAUACACUUUCUGACCUUUGAACUUUCGUUCCACGUAAAAAAAAGUACAACACCGCUUACGCGUCCGUGCCGAUUGAGUGUGUGAUAUUUCUCGUGUAUUAUUUUGAGUGUAUGUGUGUGCGUGUUUUUUUUUAAAUAAUAAUAAUAUUUUAACUUUAUUUCUUUGUUGCUUUUUAUACACUACUUUUUUGUUUGUUUUGUUAGACAUGUAAGCAAAGAGAGAGAGAGAGAACCCAUUCUCUUCUGUUCUGUUGUUAGACGGGCGAGACUACUGGCAAACACUACACUACAUUUACUAACUCUAAACUACGAUACGUGAAAGCAAAGUGUGUUUUUGACUGAUGAAAAUAGGUCGUGACAGAACAUAUAGGUCGUUUGCUUGUAGCCACACACACACACACACGAACAUCGUAGCUCGUAACAGCUCGUGGAACAGAUCCAAAAAACAAAACGCUCGCUUUUAAACACCAUGGUUGGAGGAAAAAGGAAAAAUACAAAAAGUGUGCGAGGUGAUAUACAUACAUCUAUGCCGCUUGCUUUGUAAGAUUUCGCAUUAUUCAUUUAAUCUUCUCCUUGUUCAUUGAUUCAUUUAAAACAUUACUAUCCCCGUACCCUAAUUAUAAGCACGUGGGGAGUAGAGCAGUGCCCCAACGAGCAAAAAUGUGCGCACGAAGGAACAGGUUGGCUUGUGCUGCGUACCUGUGAAGCAUUUGCGCGCGGGUUAGAUGUAGAAGCACCAUGGAAACGAAACGUAACAGUGGUAGUAGUGAAGUAGGCAGGCCAGCAGCAAUUCGUAGUAGGUGUCGAGUAUGAAAUAAAAACAAACCCACCACCACCACCACCAUCCCACAAAUACUACACAAAUACAUACACGAAAGUGAAAACGUUUAGAUAGAAAGCAUAUUAGCAAUCGAAAGAAAAAAAAAAACAGUACUCGCAAGAAAUGUAACCCUAACAGUAAUAAUGGCAUUUUAAAAGUGAGACAGAGAGAGAGAGAAAGGCAACAGUUAAAUCCUUCUGCAAAAACAACCGUUGCGCGUGCUACCACCACCACACCACCAGCCACGUAGAACGUUUUUGCAUGCAUUUUCGUUAUAUAUAAUUAUGGUUUUGUUCGGUUAAUUCAGUUAGGCUGUUAGGCAGUUAGGACGACACCAUUUAAAAUCUCCCUAAAAAAGUGUUGUAUGUGUGUGUGUGUGCCUGUACGUUGUAAAAGCAUUACCAUUUAUCCAUAGCAGCAGCAGGCAUUCAGCACAAGGAGCGGUAGAAGAAGAAUGUGGAACUGCUGAUAUGCAUAUGUAAACAAAUCAGCAAACAAAUAGACACACACACUCACACAUACACACAGGCAAGCAUAUUUGCAAGAGGAAGCGCAAGAGGAAGGAAACCCUCCCGAAGGAGUAAACAAACAAACAAACAAAAAAAAACGGGAAUGGUAAACAGAGCAAGACUUAUAUAUGGCAACAUCGUGAUAAGAGCAAGAAACAUUUAUGGAAAUGAGAAGAAUGGAUUCAA
Molecule: messenger RNA, 7214 nt
Organism: Anopheles merus
Lineage: Eukaryota; Metazoa; Arthropoda; Insecta; Diptera; Culicidae
Exons: 9
Coding region: 642-5375 (1577 amino acids)
Biological process (GO): proteolysis
Molecular function (GO): metallocarboxypeptidase activity; zinc ion binding
Source: RefSeq, a predicted model, not a curated record